Macrosiphum euphorbiae (potato aphid) is the source of this 321-nucleotide messenger RNA. The record is from the annotation of a GenBank genome assembly. NCBI's taxonomy places the organism in Eukaryota, Metazoa, Arthropoda, Insecta, Hemiptera, Aphididae.
AUGGUGGUGGUGAUGGUACGCAACCGUGGGAUUGAACGAGCUGUACGGCAGUGGCGGCCACAUAGACUGCUGUUUGCCGUUAGCUGCGGGGCCGUGACGGGUGAUGGAACAAGUGCCGGAACAAGUGGCUGUUGUAGCCUUGUAGGUGGAGAACGCUGCCUCCGUAAUGGGGCGACAUCCGAGCCGUGGCAUCGACAGCCAUGCAAGCGGUCGCAGAGACAGCGCUACCGCCGGCGGACGUGUGCGUGCGGAGGUGCUACAACAGUUCUGAAGCUCUGCCGCACAGCGAUUCCGCCGUGGCCGAUUCGGUGGUGGCAGUAG